AUGCGUGAUUUAUGCAAUCUCGUAUGGAAUACUGGAGUUUGGCCCACUGACUGGAAAAAAUCACUAGUGAUUCCGUUACACAAAAAAGGAUCAACGAGAGUAUGUGGGAAUUAUCGCACGGUGGCUCUGAUAUCUCAUGCGAGCAAGAUAAUGCUGUAUACACUCAAUAGUAGAUUACAAUCCUAUCUACAGUGGCAAAUACCCGGUGAACAGGCGGGAUUUGUUAAAGGACGGGGCACAAGAGAACAGAUCGUGAAUGUGAGGCAAAUAAUUGAGAAAAGCCGGGAGUUCAAUACACCUGUGUUCAUGUGCUUCAUUGACUACUCUAAAGCAUUUGACUGCAUAAGAUGGAAUUGUUUAUGGGACAUACUCCGGGAAAUGGGCGUACCUCAACAUCUCAUAGUAUUGAUUGCCAAUCUGUACCAAGAAGGCGAAUCCAUGGUUAGAGUCAAUGGCGUCAUAUCUGGACCAUUCAAGCCAAGAAAAGGAGUAAGACAGGGAUGUAUCCUGUCUCCUAUCCUGUUUAACAUCUACGGGGAAUAUAUAAUGAGAAGGGCCCUAGAAGGAUGGGAGGGAGGAAUUUCAAUCGGGGGUGUUAAGAUCAGCAACCUCAGAUAUGCGGAUGACACCACACUCUUUGCAUCAUCGGAAAAAGAACUCGCUCAACUCUUUCGCAGAUUAGAGGUAGAGAGUGGACUGGCUGGACUUAGUAUUAACAAGUCCAAAACAAAAGUUAUGUUGAUAGACAGAACCGGUCAACUCUCUAGGACUGGAGAACUCUCGGACCUAGAAUUUGUGAGUGAGUUUGUUUACCUCGGAUCGCUACUUUCGGACAGAGGAGGAAGUGAACAAGACAUAAGAAGACGAAUCCAAAUAGCCAAAGGUGCAAUGAGUAGAUUAAAAAGAAUUUGGCAGAACAGAAAAAUCUCUAAUGUCACCAAAAAGAGACUUGUCAGAACUUUAGUGUUCUCCAUCUUCCUUUAUGGCUCUGAAGCAUGGACGAUUCGAGCAGCAGACAAGAAAAGGAUUGAUGCGUUCGAAAUGUGGUGUUGGAGAAGGAUGCUUCGGAUACCAUGGACCGCUAAGAGGACCAACGAAUCGAUCCUGGGGCAGCUUCGUGUUGACACCAGACUCUCUACCACGUGUUACCGGAGUAUUCUGAGUUACUUUGGUCAUAUUGCCCGACGCCCACCUAAUAACUUGGAUAGACUUAUAGUCGUAGGUAAGGUGGGGGGCAAAAGACCACGCGGCCGAUCAUCUAGCCGCUGGUCAGACCAGGUCAAAUCACUCACUGGCCUCUCACUCACGACUGCAAUGCAAAAAGCCGAGGACCGGACAGAAUGGAGGGCUAUAGUGAACAGCGCUACGAAGGCACUAAAAUACGGACACGACCUUCAAUUUUGA
Messenger RNA from Parnassius mnemosyne (clouded apollo), 1404 nucleotides. Lineage: Eukaryota; Metazoa; Arthropoda; Insecta; Lepidoptera; Papilionidae. The record is from the annotation of a GenBank genome assembly.